GCCCUGUUGGAAGAUCAUGGCGGUGCAACCAGAGGGGCUGAAAUGUAGGGUGGAAGAGUCCAACGCAGAGAGGGGCACAGCCGAGCCCUUCCUGAGGCUCCACAACUUGUACCCCACCCCACGCUGCGCCAGGCAGGCCGCCCUGCCCAGGCUGAGCCGCCGGGUGGUCAGCCAGCACUCCUACCCGCUGAACCGCUUCUCCUCUGUGCCCUUGGACCCCAUGGAGCGCCCCACCUCCCAGGCGGACCUGGAGCUGGACUACAACCCUCCCCGGGUGCAACUCAGUGACGAGAUGUUCGUCUUCCAGGACGGGCGGUGGGUGAGCGAGAACUGCCGCCUGCAGUCCCCCUACUUCUCCCCUUCCUCGUCUUUCCACCACAAGCUGCACCACAAGAGGCUGGCCAAGGAGUGCCUGCUGCAGGAGGAGAACAAGUCCCUGCGGGAGGAGAACAGGGCGCUGCGCGAGGAGAACCGAACCCUCCGCAAGGAGAACAAGAUCCUGCAGGUCUUCUGGGAGGAGCACCAGGCGGCGCUGGGCCGCGAGGACAGCAGGGCCUCCUCCCCGCUGCUGCACAAGGACAACGCCUCUUCCCUGGAGGCGGUGAAGAAGGACCUGGCCCUGCAGGUGCACCGCGGCCGGGAGAGCAGCACCCUCCAGCUCCUGCGGGAGGAGAACCGCGCCCUGCAGCAGCUGCUGGAGCAGAGAAAGGCCUACUGGGCGCAGCCGGACGAGAAGGCGGCCUCGGCCGAGGAGAUCAAGCAGGUCCCCUCGCCCCACGAGGAGCCCCAUGGGCUGCUGCCGGACCAGGGUGCAGGCCUCUCCUCCCCCUUCGAGGAGCCCAAGGGCCCCCUGGCCCCGCAGGAGGACUCCAAGACGCUCCGGGCCCUGCGCGAGAUGGUCAGCAAUCUGUCGGGGCCGCCCGGGGAGGAGGUGGGCAAGGCGGGCCCGGGCCUGCCCGACGGCAGCCAGUCCCUGGAGCUGCUGAGGGAGAUGAACCAGGCGCUGCAGGCCCUGCGGGAGGAGAACCAGAACCUGCAGGUCCUCCGCGAGGAGAACCGGCUGCUGCAGGAGGAGAACCGGGCCCUGCACGUGCUGCGCGAGGAGCAUCGGAUCUUCCAGGAGGAGAACAAGGCGCUGUGGGAGAACAACAAGCUGAAGCUGCAGCAGAAGCUGGUCAUCGACACGGUGACUGAGGUCACUGCCCGGAUGGAGAUGCUCAUCGAAGAGCUGUAUGCCUUCAUGCCGGCCAAGAACAAGGACCCCAAGAAGCCCAGCAGGGUCUGAGCAACCCCCCCCCCCCCCACAAGGCGCACAGGGGCACCAAGUUCAAGGUGCCAAACAACAUCGCCCGCCUUCCUGUGGUCGCCUCCCCUGCGGCCACCAGUUCGCGCCUGCGCAAGAGCAGAAUGAGCGGCCUGCAGAACUCACAGAAGUAAUAAAGGCGUGAGGAGGCUGGGGCC
Molecule: messenger RNA, 1461 nt
Organism: Camelus dromedarius (Arabian camel)
Lineage: Eukaryota; Metazoa; Chordata; Mammalia; Artiodactyla; Camelidae
Gene: CBY2
Product: chibby family member 2
Exons: 2
Coding region: 17-1285 (422 amino acids)
Source: RefSeq, a predicted model, not a curated record